AUGGGUAGCAGGUUGCAAGGGAAGGUCAAGUCGUUCAAUGAAGACAAGGGUUUCGGGUUCAUAACCCCCGAAGAUGGUGGCAAAGAUGUGUUCGUCCUUUUUUCCUCUAUCCGAACCGAGGGAUUCCGUACCCUACGUAAAGGUGAGGAGGUAGAGUAUGAGAUCGGGACUGAAUCUAACGACAGCACCGUAGUCGAUUAUGUCACUGGACCGAACGGUGGUUCUCUCCAGGGAAGUACUCGCGGAACCGGCGAUGACGGCCCUAGUGGAGGCGACGAUAGCUACGGAGGUGGUGAUAACAGCGGUAGUGCUCGUUGA
Molecule: messenger RNA, 318 nt
Organism: Tripterygium wilfordii
Lineage: Eukaryota; Viridiplantae; Streptophyta; Magnoliopsida; Celastrales; Celastraceae
Product: cold shock-like protein CspE
Exons: 1
Coding region: 1-318 (105 amino acids)
Molecular function (GO): nucleic acid binding
Source: RefSeq, a predicted model, not a curated record